This is a messenger RNA of Alternaria rosae, 1587 nucleotides long. RefSeq names its product carotenoid oxygenase. Gene Ontology annotation, biological process: carotene catabolic process. The transcript has 3 exons. Lineage: Eukaryota; Fungi; Ascomycota; Dothideomycetes; Pleosporales; Pleosporaceae. Bases 1 to 1587 code for a protein of 528 amino acids. Gene Ontology annotation, molecular function: carotenoid dioxygenase activity. The record is from RefSeq and is a predicted model, not a curated record.
AUGGCACCCGAACAAGAGCAAAAAGGGUACCGAUGGGACAUCAUCACAGAGGAAGAACUCAAAUACGCUCCGCCAUACCUCCAAGACGUCCCAGAAACGCCGACGGAGGUUGAGUGUAAGCUCAGCGGCGCAUGGCCCAAAUGGCUGCAUGGCUCUUUCCUUCGGGUCGGCGUAGGCCGUUUCACAGUCCCCACCUCGGAAGACGACUCCACACCCCGAGUCAUCAUCCAGCACCUCUUCGACGGCCUCGCCCUCCUCCACAAAUUCCGCAUGAUCGACGGUCGAGUGUAUUACAUGAGCCGCUACACCUCCAAUGGUAUAACCCGCGCUGCGAAGCGAGACGGCUUUGUCAAGAAUUCUUGGAUGGGACCGAAUCCCAAUACGCCUCUUUUCGAAGCCCAGGAUCCUUGUUCGAAAUUGCUGGGUGCGCGUAUCCUCGUCCACACCGACUGGAACUGCAUGCAAAUCUGCGAUGCAAAGACUCUCGAGCCGAAACGCUUACUCACACAUGCGACCAUCGAUCCCGAGCUUGCUGGAGCAGGGUGCUGCGCUCACCCCGUCCAUGAUCGCAAGCGAGGACAGACGUACAAUUACUUGAUCGAUGCGGCGGGGAUCAUGUAUGUUUUUGCGCUGGAUGUAGCGGCGAACCCGGCGUGUCUGUUGUGGAAGUCUGCGCUGCCGUGUAAGCCGUGCUAUACGCAUGCGCUUGCUAUGACGGACAAGUAUGUUGUUUUUGUCAGGAAUCCCGUCUCGAUGGAUACCAGCGAUCCGACCAAGACCAUCAUCGAAGCGAUGAAAUGCGAGCACGACUCCCCGGUCUACUUCUACGUCUUGGAUAAAGUGGAUGGCAAGCUCGUUGCAUCUUACCAAGUACCGAACUUCUGUUUCUUUCACACUGCCAACGCGUACGACUACAUCGACCCCAAAACCGGGCACACGAACGUCCAUGUUGACAUCGCCAGCUACAAGGCCGAACACUAUCCGUACAACGAGUACGCAAUUUCUAACAUCAUUAACCCACUCAAACCCUACCAAGUUGGUCGCCUAAUCCGCUACGAACUCCCUGCCGUCAACACGCGCGAUCCCGCCAUCAUCACCCGCGGCACCGUCAAAGCCGCUAUCCCAGACAUGAUGGCCGAACUGCCUCGCAUCUCCAAAGCCGCAUCCAUGGACCCAAAAUACCGCUUCGUCUACGGCGUAUCCGGAAACGGUGUCGCCGCCCCAGGCACCCACGUCCCCAUCGGGCGUCUCGGCAACGGCGUCGACAUGCCACAUGCAUCCUUCUACGGCCACCUCUUCAAGUCUGAUUGGCGGACUGGCACGUUUAAGAGUUGGGUACCGCAGAAUGGCGAGAGUUGUCCUACGGAGCCCAUUUUUAUUCAGAGACCUGGUGCGGUGGAUGAGGAUGAUGGGAUUGUGAUUACGAUUACGAUUAAUAGGGAGGGGACGCAUAGUACUCUUGUGGGGCUUGAUGGAAGGACGUUUGAGGAGGUGGCUAGGGCGGAUAUGCCGCAGGUUUAUUCGCUGGGGCCGCAUGGAUCGUUUGUUGAGGGGGAUUUUGGGGUUGUGAGUACAAUGGGUUGUUAG